GGCCCUGCGCGCCCCGGCCCGUCUGCGGCGCCGCGGCCAGCUGGCGCCAGCGCUCAUAUAGGAUGCGCGGGGAUGGGACCGAGUCGGCCAGAGCAGCGGCUUUGCCAUCUGAGUAACACCCUCCAUCCGACCUCCUCUGCUCCUCCCGCGCUCGCUCUGCCUUUCCCCCCCUCCUCUCCCUCUUCGCUUUUCAAAUUCCCCCUCCGUUCUCCCCCUCUUCGCUGCCCUCGCAUCUCCACGCCGGCAUUCAUCGCCACCCAGCCUCUCGCGCCGGGUGCUGCCCUGGCGCUUUCCCGGACCUGCCUCGCUACCCUCUGUUGACAGAGAGACACGCUGACUUCAGGGGUCCUCUCCCACGCCUCAGAGGGCGCGCUCCAGUCACUCGGCGGUUUUCUUUCUAAGAAAAGCCACUCCAAUCUCUCAAAACCCACCAGGCAGCGUCAAAAGCGACCCCCCGAGCAGCACUCCCCGCCCCCACCGAGCGCCGCUCGCUCCUGGCCUGGGGGUGGGUGAGAGGGGAGGCCCAAGGCCAUGGAGGUGGCCACGGAUCAGCCCCGCUGGAUGGCUCACCACGCCGUGCUCAACGGGCAGCACCCCGACAGCCACCACCCCGGGCUGGCUCACAACUACAUGGAACCAGCGCAGCUCCUACCUCCGGAUGAAGUCGACGUCUUCUUCAACCACCUGGACUCCCAGGGCAACCCUUACUACGCCAAUUCCGCCCAUGCCCGGGCCAGGGUCUCCUACAGCCAGGCACACGCCCGCCUGACCGGGAGUCAAAUGUGCCGGCCUCAUCUUAUCCACAGCCCCGGGAUCCCUUGGCUGGACAGCAGCAAGGCGGCACUGUCUGCCCAUCACCACAACCCCUGGACCGUCAGCCCCUUCACCAAGACACCCCUUCACCCCUCGGCGGCCGGAGCGCCUGGGGCCAUCUCGGUGUACCCGGGCAGCAACCCGGGCAGCAGCACCUCCAGCACCGCCUCCGUGUCUUCGCUCACCCCGGCCUCGCACUCCGGCUCUCACCUCUUCGGCUUCCCCCCGACCCCUCCCAAGGAAGUGUCCCCAGACCCCAACUCCACCAGCGCCGCCUCCCCUUCUUCCUCCGCCGGGGCUCGGCAGGAGGACAAAGACAGCAUCAAGUACCAAGUGUCGCUGUCGGAGGGCAUGAAGAUGGAGAGCGCCAGCCCGCUCAGAAGCAGCCUCACCAGCAUGGGGGCCCAGCCCUCCACCCACCACCCCAUCCCCACCUACCCCUCCUACGUGCCGGCUGCCCACGACUACAGCAGCAGCCUCUUCCACCCGGGCAGCUUUCUGGGGGGCCCCGCGUCCAGCUUCACCCCCAAGCCGCGGAGCAAGGCCAGGUCCUGUUCGGAAGGCAGGGAGUGUGUGAACUGUGGAGCCACUGCUACCCCUCUCUGGAGAAGAGACGGCACCGGGCAUUACCUGUGCAACGCCUGCGGGCUCUACCACAAAAUGAACGGUCAAAACCGACCUCUCAUUAAACCUAAGCGAAGGCUGUCAGCGGCCAGGAGAGCAGGGACUUGUUGUGCCAACUGUCAGACAACCACCACGACCUUAUGGCGACGCAAUGCAAACGGGGACCCAGUUUGUAAUGCCUGCGGACUCUACUACAAAUUGCACAAUGUGAACAGGCCUCUGACCAUGAAAAAGGAAGGAAUUCAGACCAGGAAUAGGAAAAUGUCCAACAAAUCAAAGAAAAGCAAGAAAGGCUCUGAGUGUUUUGAGGAACUGUCCAAGUGCAUGCAGGAGAAGUCGUCUCCCUUCAGCGCCGCUGCCCUUGCCAGUCACAUGGCACCCAUGGGGCAUUUGCCCCCUUUCAGCCACUCUGGACACAUCCUACCAACGCCUACCCCCAUCCACCCAUCUUCCAGCAUCUCAUUUGGACACCCACACCCAUCCAGCAUGGUUACAGCUAUGGGAUAAAACCUGCUGACCAAGAGACCCAUCCAGAUAUUAAGAACAUGGGAUUUUGCCUAGGAUGACACCAAGUAAGACAAUGUUCUGCCAAGAGGAGAAUGUAGGGAUGGCAAAAGGAGACCUUUGCUCCCAUGUGGUUUAACUCCUAAAGCUGGACUAAAACCUUGCAAAUGAUGGGUCUUCUGCAGAAAUGUGUAGUGGUGCCUGUAAUGCACUUUGCCCCCUCAGGUAUAAGUAAAAAGAACUCACCUGUUUGAUACUUAAUGGUCCAGCAGGAAGCAAAAGAUGGCAGAAGCUGAAGGAGAAGUUUUGGAACUGGCUUUCCUUUCUCUCUUUGUUAUUACUGUGAAUAUUGUAAAGAGAUAUAAGCAGCCUCCCAGGAUGGAAUUGGCUCACUGGAAGCCAGACGUGCUGGAUUUCUAUUGCGGACUUUGUUUGGGAUAGGGAAAAAAAGAAGAAAAAA
This is a messenger RNA of Ficedula albicollis (Collared flycatcher), 2401 nucleotides long. It is a transcript of the gene GATA2, whose product is annotated as GATA binding protein 2. Gene Ontology annotation, biological process: cell fate commitment; positive regulation of angiogenesis; negative regulation of transcription by RNA polymerase II. The record is from RefSeq and is a predicted model, not a curated record. Gene Ontology annotation, cellular component: nucleus. Bases 532 to 1944 code for a protein of 470 amino acids. Gene Ontology annotation, molecular function: RNA polymerase II cis-regulatory region sequence-specific DNA binding; zinc ion binding; DNA-binding transcription factor activity, RNA polymerase II-specific. The transcript has 7 exons. Lineage: Eukaryota; Metazoa; Chordata; Aves; Passeriformes; Muscicapidae.